This is a messenger RNA of Erigeron canadensis, 915 nucleotides long. RefSeq names its product mediator of RNA polymerase II transcription subunit 20a-like. NCBI's taxonomy places the organism in Eukaryota, Viridiplantae, Streptophyta, Magnoliopsida, Asterales, Asteraceae. Gene Ontology annotation, molecular function: transcription coactivator activity. The transcript has 5 exons. Gene Ontology annotation, cellular component: mediator complex. The record is from RefSeq and is a predicted model, not a curated record. Gene Ontology annotation, biological process: regulation of transcription by RNA polymerase II. Bases 110 to 772 code for a protein of 220 amino acids.
CCACCGGGUCCUGGGGAAGAAAUUAGGGUCCAAUUGAAAAUUGGGAUUGAUUCAACUUCAAUCACACACACACAGACAAGACAGACAGUCGAUUAUCGUCCCAAAAACCAUGCCUAUUAAAUGGGUAUUGCACUGGCAGCCAAAUGCGGGACAUACAGUCAACAGUCAAAUACUUGCAGAGGUAUCACAGUGUGUGGAGAGCAUCAACGGUGUCAAGGAAGGCAAAUGGAAAGCCACCCUCAGUUUUUACCGUCCCGUUAUCAAAGAGCAAGGAAAUGCGUCAGAGUUUCCGCGUGACUUUCUAGGAAUAUCACUACCUGAACAGCCCAACAAGUACUACCUUGUUUUACGAGGGCAACGUUUAGUUGUUGAAGCUGAUUCCACUAUCCAGACUAUCAUGGAGAAACUCCAGUCUUACAAAACUCGAGUCGCUCUCAAUUUUGAGGGAUUUCAAUAUCAGCUUGGCGAUUUCCAGUUGAGGGUCGGUAAAGUUACUUCCAUAGUUCACUCUGAAAAUCUAAGGGGAAUUGUUAUGGAGAUGGAGUAUAAACCCAUUUCUACAUGGGAGAAGUCUCAAAAAAUCAUGGCCGAGUUCUUUGACAUAUGGCUAGAAGCUCUGUCUAAAAGACGAUUACCAGGUCAUUUUGUACACAUGGAACCGAACUUUGGGGAGUUUGGGCUCUCGGGGCAAUACACCAUGCAACACACUGCUGUUCAGUAUGCCACAAUUAUGCUUCAGAUGAUAGCUACCGCUCAAUCCGUUAGAAACUAGAAGGAUUUCAGAUCUUCAAAGCAACAAAAACGGUUAAAGUUGUUUGGUCAUGCAUUUGAGUUUGUAAAAUCAAACCGGGUUAGGCUCUUGUGAUUUGUAAACUGAUCUUGUUAUAAGCUGAAAGUUUGAAAUUUUUUUAUCAA